AUGAAGGGAUUUGGUCGCUGUCACGCAUUCAUUGUACUGCUUAUUCUUUUGAUCAUUGGGAUAGAUGAGAGUGAAGAAGUCGUUGUCGAAUUCGUAGAAAGGGAUGGUGACACUUUAAGCAAUACCACCACCGUGGAUGUUACAAAUCCAGCAGACUGCAAUAAUGUUUUCAGUAUUAACGUGACAGAAACGGGAACAUUCAAUCUAUCUAUAGCUACUGGCAAUACAGAUGAUGCCUUUAUCAUUGACUUCGAUACAGUGAUACCAACACUACAGUGUAAUAUGACAACUAUAAGAACAAAUGGGGAAACAUCGUACAGCUUGUCAAUUAAUGUCACCGAUGAUGUCGACUCAACCCUAGACACCAAAACUGUUACCGUGACUGUUGUAAACCUCGUUAUAACAAAUAUAGAAUCGUCUUGUUCCUCUGAUGCUGACUGUCAGAUCACUUUACACACACCACCGUAUGUUUGUGAUAACUCAAUGUGUAAAUUUGGAGUAAAAGGAGGAAAUUGCACAGCCAUUGCAAACUCCUGCCUAACAAAUGGUCAAUGUACGUCAGAUGCAUGUGAAUGUGUUGACGGCUUUGACCCUGAUGAUAACAAAUGUUACGAGUUAGAACUAUCAAGCCCAAGUAACGGUAGCAUCAUAGAAAUCUGCGAGUCAACAGAAAUAAAUGAAGUGAUUGCUAAUCUUUCCGCUAGUUUCGCUCCAACGAGUACGGAAUUCGUUUUCAACAUUACUGACCCGUCGAAUACAUUCACGACAGCAGAGGCCACAAUUAUUGUUGUUUCGGAUUUAGACGUUGACGUUGAAACACCCGUAAUUUCCUACGUACUUAUAAUCGAACUUAUGCAUCCAAACAGUUCCCGAACAGUUUCUACAACAAUCACCAUCAGUGUUGCGGAUGAUAAUGACAAUACACCUAAAUUUGAUAAUAGCAGCUACACGUUCGACAUAAGUGAAAAGUCUACAGCAUCAACUGUCGUUGGAACGAUAUUUGCUACGGAUAAAGACAGCACGUCACCAAAUAACAUGAUCGCUAACUACACAGUUAUUGGAACCAAUGCAUUUGAAAUCACCUCGGACGGGGUCUUGAGGGUUUCAUCUGGUGCAUCGUUAAAUUACACUACGACGCCAAUUGACACAUUUCUGGUCACGGCAACUGAUGGCGCGGGGGAAGAUACGGAGCUUUCGACAAAUGUGUCCGUUUCUGUCAACAUAAGACCAGAUAUAGGAUCUUUGUGUUCAACCGAUGACAACUGUGCUGAAAUUCUCUUUCCUGACCCACCUUUUGUUUGUGAUGACUCUGAGUGCAAAUUAGGAGUUGGAGGAAAUUGCACAUCCAUUUCAAACUCCUGCCUAACAAACGGUCAAUGUACGUCAGAUGCUUGUGAAUGUGUUGACGGCUUUGACCCUGUUGAUAACAAAUGUUACGAGUUGAUACUGUCAAGCCCGAGUAACGGUAGCGUUAUAGAAAUCUGCGAGUCAACAGAAAUAAAUGAAGUGAUUGCUAAUCUUUCCGCUAGUUUCGCUCCAACGAGUACGGAAUUCGUUUUCAACAUUACUGACCCGUCGAAUACAUUCACGACAGCAGAGGCCACAAUUAUUGUUGUUUCGGAUUUAGACGUUGUCGUUGAAACACCCGUAACUUCCUACGUACUUAUAAUCGAACUUAUGCAUCCAAACAGUUCCCGAACAGUUUCUACAACAAUCACCAUCAGUGUUGCGGAUGAUAAUGACAAUACACCUAAAUAUGAUAAUAGCAGCUACACGUUCGACAUAAGUGAAAAGUCUACAGCAUCAACUGUCGUUGGAACGAUAUUUGCUACGGAUAAAGACAGCACGUCACCAAAUAACAUGAUCGCUAACUACACAGUUAUUGGAACCAAUGCAUUUGAAAUCACCUCGGACGGGGUCUUGAGGGUUUCAUCUGGUGCAUCGUUAAAUUACACUACGACGCCAAUUGACACAUUUCUGGUCAUGGCAACUGAUGGCGCGGGGGAAGAUAUGGAGCUUUCGACUAAUGUGUCCGUUUCUGUCAACAUAAGACCAGAUAUAGGAUCUUUGUGUUCAACCGAUGACAACUGUGCUGAAAUUCUCUUUCCUGACCCACCUUUUGUUUGUGAUGACUCUGAGUGCAAAUUAGGAAGCUAA
This is a messenger RNA of Mya arenaria, 2157 nucleotides long. Its product is annotated as protocadherin Fat 1-like. Gene Ontology annotation, molecular function: calcium ion binding. The record is from RefSeq and is a predicted model, not a curated record. NCBI's taxonomy places the organism in Eukaryota, Metazoa, Mollusca, Bivalvia, Myida, Myidae. The coding region runs from base 1 to 2157 and encodes 718 amino acids. Gene Ontology annotation, biological process: homophilic cell-cell adhesion. Gene Ontology annotation, cellular component: plasma membrane. The transcript is spliced from 20 exons.